CUCCAAAGCAUCGAAGAGUGAGCUUGUCUCAUCGUCUUUUUUCAACAAAGCAAUCCGAAAAGAAAGUAGAGAAAAAUGACUGGCCGUGGAAAAGGUGGAAAGGGUCUUGGGAAAGGAGGUGCCAAGAGACACCGCAAAGUUCUACGUGAUAACAUCCAGGGUAUCACAAAGCCAGCUAUCCGUCGUCUUGCACGUCGUGGUGGCGUGAAGCGUAUCUCCGGGCUGAUCUACGAGGAGACUCGUGGUGUCCUCAAAGUCUUCCUGGAGAAUGUCAUCCGUGAUGCUGUGACAUACACUGAACACGCCAAGAGGAAGACAGUCACGGCAAUGGACGUUGUGUACGCCCUGAAGCGCCAAGGACGCACUCUGUACGGUUUCGGUGGUUAAAUCUUCUGAACAUCUCAUUCCCGGGAAUGCAAUGACAUCAUCGAUAUUACAAAAAAAAACGGUCCUUUUCAGGA
Molecule: messenger RNA, 461 nt
Organism: Lutzomyia longipalpis
Lineage: Eukaryota; Metazoa; Arthropoda; Insecta; Diptera; Psychodidae
Product: histone H4
Exons: 1
Coding region: 76-387 (103 amino acids)
Biological process (GO): nucleosome assembly
Cellular component (GO): nucleosome
Molecular function (GO): DNA binding; protein heterodimerization activity; structural constituent of chromatin
Source: RefSeq, a predicted model, not a curated record